Messenger RNA from Heteronotia binoei (common prickly gecko), 2386 nucleotides. It is a transcript of the gene NGEF, whose product is annotated as neuronal guanine nucleotide exchange factor. NCBI's taxonomy places the organism in Eukaryota, Metazoa, Chordata, Lepidosauria, Squamata, Gekkonidae. Bases 35 to 2383 code for a protein of 782 amino acids. Gene Ontology annotation, biological process: activation of GTPase activity. The transcript has 15 exons. Gene Ontology annotation, molecular function: guanyl-nucleotide exchange factor activity; protein binding. The record is from RefSeq and is a predicted model, not a curated record.
UCAGCUGUGUUAUUAAACAAUCAGAUCUGUUUCCAUGGAGACUGAAGAAUUGGAAGAGAUGGAAAGACACAAUGGGAAAUCAGCCAAUGGUUUCAGGAAGGAUAGUUCUCCACAGGCAGUAUCAUGCCUGGACUUGAACUGUGAACAUGACGAAUCACAGACUUCUGAUCAUAUGACUGAGAAGGAUUCGCAGGCACACUAUAUUCCUAUUAGAAGGAAUUCCAGAUACUAUCGCUCCUUCAGACUUCAGAACAGAGGGAGAGGGAGAAGUUAUAAGGAGAUUCAAACAGAGCAUGUUGAAGGCUCGUUAAAAAAUGGUAGCACCAGGAAUGAGCUUCUGAACAAAGAUGAACUGUUACGCAUAUUCCACAAGGGUCUGUCUCUACAUUUAAAGCCAAAUAUGACAACUGCAGAAGAACAAUGGCUUCAAAGACUGCUCCCUUCCUACCCCGGUUACCGUGGCAACCGCCCGGACUCCCCCAGCCCCGCGCCUGCUGCGGAAUCGCUCCGUAGCAGCAGCAGCAGCCGCCGCUCGCUGCCGGACUCGCUGCUACUGUCGCUGCCGUCGUCUCCGCCGCCUCGCAUGGAGCUGCUGGCUGCCGCGCUCAGCGCCGCCUGUGCUUUGGACCAUGAAGGCUCCUCCGCUGAAAGCGUGGCCGGAGCCCGCUCGGCUGGCAGUGAAUCCCCUUCCAUGGCUGGACCAAUUCCCAUUCCUGAAGAGAGCCCUGGGCUUCAAGACUGUCCUGCUGCUUUCCCAGAGGGCCUGCAAAUGAUUCACCCUAUGACAGCGGACUCCUGGAAAAACUUCAUUGAGCAAAUAGGGCUCUUAUAUCAAGAAUAUCGGGAUAAAUCCACACGUCAGGAGAUAGAAACUAGGCGGCUACAGGAUUCACAGACAGAUACUGAAGAGUGCGCAACUAUUGAGGAGACACCAUCAAGAAAAGAAGUUACAGAUACAGUGGAAAACAAGGCUGUUCCCCAGAUUAACCUGUUCAGAAACUCCACUUCCAGAUUUAAUUUAUGGCAAGAUCUUCCAGAAGUCAGAAGCAGUGGUGUUCUGAAUAUUCUCCAGCCAGAUGAGAUCAAACUUCAAGAGGCCAUGUUUGAACUGGUCACUUCAGAAGCUUCAUACUACAAAAGCCUGAACCUGCUGAUAUAUCAUUUCAUGGAAAAUGAGAGAUUGAAAAAGAUUCUACAUCCCUCAGAGGCUCAUAUCCUCUUCUCCAAUGUCCUGGAUGUCAUGGCAGUCAGUGAGCGUUUUCUCUUGGAUCUUGAGAAGCGAGUAGAAGAGAACAUUGUGAUAUCAGAUAUCUGCGAUAUUGUCUAUCAUCAUACUAUUAACCAUUUCUCGGUUUAUGUAACCUAUGUCUCCAACCAGACAUAUCAGGAGAGAGCUUACAAACAACUUCUCCAGGACAAGCCAGCUUUCCGGGAAGUAAUCUCGCAGUUGGAAAUGGAUCCCAAAUGCAAAGGCCUGCCUUUCUCAUCCUUCUUGAUUUUGCCUUUUCAAAGGAUCACUAGACUGAAGCUGCUGGUACAGAAUAUUCUGAAGAAAGUAGAAGAAAAAUCAGAACGAGAAAUCACUGCCCUUGAAGCACACAAGGAAUUGGAAACAGUGGUGAAGGCAUGCAAUGAAGGAGUUAGGAAGAUGAGCCGUACAGAACAGAUGAUCAGCAUCCAGAAGAAGUUGGAAUUUAAGAUCAAGUCUGUUCCCAUCAUCUCUCAUUCCCGUUGGCUGCUAAAGCAGGGGGAUCUACAGCAAAUGAAUGGCCCCAAAACAUCACGUACCCUCCGGACAAAGAAACUCUUCAGAGAAAUUUACUUGUUUCUCUUCAAUGAUUUGCUAGUACUCUGCAGGCAAAUUUCUGGUGACAAAUACCAAGUGUUUGAUUCUGCUCCCCGAGGGCUUCUUCGGGUGGAGGAGCUGGAGGACCAGGGACAGAGCUUGGCCAACGUCUUCAUCCUGAGGCUGCUGGAAAAUGCAGAUGAUCGUGAAGUCAGCUAUAUGCUAAAAGCAUCAUCCCAAAGUGAGAUGAAGCGUUGGAUGAUCUUGCUGGCUCCAAAUCGACGAACCAAGUUUGUUUCCUUUACUUCCAGGCUGAUGGAUUGCCCCCAAAUACAGUGUGUCCAUCCUUAUGUGGCUCAGCAGCCAGAUGAACUGUCACUGGAACUGGCUGAUGUAUUGAACAUCCUGGAAAAGACAGAUGAUGGUUGGAUAUUUGGGGAACGUUUGCAUGAUCAGGAAAGAGGCUGGUUCCCCAGCUCCAUGGGUGAGGAAAUCCUGAACCCCAAGAUACGAUCCCAGAAUCUAAAGGAGUGUUUCCGUGUGCACAAGACGGAUGACAGUCAGCGAAGAAAGCUAGGCAGCAGAAACAAACAAUGAUUA